Molecule: messenger RNA, 3502 nt
Organism: Megalops cyprinoides (Indo-Pacific tarpon)
Lineage: Eukaryota; Metazoa; Chordata; Actinopteri; Elopiformes; Megalopidae
Product: src substrate cortactin-like
Exons: 17
Coding region: 143-1801 (552 amino acids)
Biological process (GO): regulation of actin filament polymerization
Cellular component (GO): site of polarized growth; cortical actin cytoskeleton; plasma membrane
Molecular function (GO): actin filament binding
Source: RefSeq, a predicted model, not a curated record
UGUUGGGAGAGCCGGAAGAGUAGUUGUAAGGAAAAAAGCUAUACCCGUUUCACCUCAGAGACAGAGGGAGCAGAGGUUGCGUUGACGUAUUUUUUAUCAACAAUUUUGUCUAAAUUUCUGAAUAGGAGAACCUGCUGAAAACAUGUGGAGAGCAGCAGCUGGCCAGUCUGUCACCCUUCAAGAAAAUGAUGGUGGAGAUGACUGGGAGACAGACCCAGACUUUGAGAAUGAUAUAACAGAGAAGGAACAGCGUUGGGGUGCCAAGACUGUGGAGGGUUCAGGACAUCAGGAACACAUAAACAUCCACAAACUGCGUGAGAAUGUGUCAACGGAGCACAUCCAGCUGAAACAGAAAGAGCUGGAGAACAUGCCCAAGGCCUCCCAUGGAUAUGGGGGCAAGUUUGGGGUGCAGCAGGACCGCAUGGACAAGUCUGCUGUAGGCCAUGAGUAUCAGAGCAAACUGUCCAAGCACUGCUCCCAGACAGACACCUCAAAAGGCUUUGGGGGCAAGUUCGGAGUGCAGGCGGAUCGUGUUGACCAGUCGGCGGUGGGGUUCGAGUACACUGGCAAAACUGAGAAACAUGCAUCGCAGAAAGACUACACUACAGGGUUUGGGGGGAGAUACGGGGUCCAAGCGGACCGCGUUGACCAGAGUGCAGUAGGCUUCGAUUACCAGGGCAAAACAGAAAAACACGAGUCCCAGAAAGAUUAUGCGAAAGGUUUUGGUGGAAAGUUCGGCGUGGAAACAGACAAGGUGGACAAGAGUGCAGUGGGCUUUGAGUACCAGGGGAAAACGGAAAAGCACGAGUCCCAGAAAGAUUAUGUGAAGGGCUUUGGAGGGAAGUUUGGAGUGCAGACUGACAGACAGGACAAAUCGGCCAUGGGCUGGGACCACCAGGAGAAACUGCAGCUUCACGAGUCCCAGAAAGAUUAUAAGCGGGGGUUCGGAGGGAAAUACGGGGUAGAGGUGGAGAAGCAGGACAAAUGUGCCCUGGGCUUUGAGCACAAGGAGAAACUGGCCAAACACCAGUCUCAGCAAGACUACUCCAAAGGGUUUGGCGGAAAAUACGGAAUCCAGAAAGACAGAAUGGAUAAGAGUGCAGGUACUUUUGAAGAGGUUGAAAAGCCAAGCCCUGCUUAUCAGAGAACUAAACCUGUAGAAGCAGCGGGCACCAGCACUGGCAGUAUUAAGGCACGGUUUGAGAACAUUGCCAAGCAGAAGGAGGAGGAGGAUCGCAAGAGAGCAGAGGAGCAGAGGCUGCGCAGACAAGCCAAGGAGAAGGAGGAGCAGGAGGACGCCCGCAGAAAGAUAGAGGAGCAGGCCAAAGCGAAGCCUCCCUCCCCAGAACCCACCGCAGCCGCAGCUGCUGAGCCCCCACAAGAGGAGAAGCCCGCCAGCCCUGUGUAUGAGGACACUGCUGUGUAUGAAGAGCCUACCUAUGAGGGUGCAGUGGAGAACGGAGCUGAUCUGUAUGAGGCAGAGCCCACUGUCCCAAAGGCCCAGGACCAAGUGUACGAGGUGGAGCCAGAGCAGCCUGCCCAGGAAGAGCCACUCUACCAGAGCACCGACGAUGAUGCCCAGUACCAAGGAGAUGGCCAGAACUAUGCAGAGUAUGGGGAGGACCUGGGCGUGACUGCAGUGGCUCUGUAUGAUUACCAGGCCGCCGGUGAUGACGAGAUCUCCUUUGACCCUGAUGACAUCAUCACCAACAUCGAAAUGAUCGAUGAGGGCUGGUGGAGGGGCGUGUGCAAAGGGGCCUACGGGCUGUUCCCUGCUAACUACGUGGAGGUCAGGCAGUGAAACUCCCACUUAUCACUGGCCCUGCCUUAAUCGCGCCCACGCACAUGCCCCCCCUUCCCUCUGGAAGGAGAGAGGAGGUCACCCCCCUUUGUGUCUGUCCUGAUUGUGCCACUUGUAUUUCCAGUUUAUGUCUAUUCUCAGGUCUUUCGGCUCUACUUUACCUUUGUCUUCCCCACUCUGUCCUUAAGAUUUAAGGCCCUGAUCCCCAUUGCAAGAUUUUUGAAAGCUGCUUCUAAGUCCUAACUCCCCGUACAGGGAGACAGGUUUAGCUAUAUUAAGGGUAAAGUGUUUCCUGAUCUACUUCAGUGAGAGCAGAUGAAAUAGAAACAGGCUUGUCAGGCUUUUCUUUGGCUUAGACUGUAAAUCAUGAACCGACUCUUUUUCCUCUGAAAGGAUUUAAGUUUCUUUUUUUGAUUUUUUUUCUUUGAGUGAAACUAAUACAACAUGAGGUGGAGUUUCUCUGCAAACAAAAGAAUCAGAAGAUGAUUCCCAGUGGGUUCUAGUGUUUUACUCGCCUUGUAUCGCCUCCUUUAUUGUUUUAAGAUCACCUUUCUAUUUUUCUAAGUGCAUAUACUCUGACUUAAUAAACCCCAAGGUAUUAAUCAGGCAUUAAAACCUUGUUGCUUGUCGGCUAGUUCUGAAAUUAGGACCACCAAAGACGAGUGCAAUCUCAAGCCUGUGGUUUGGCAUGAACACGACGUGCAGUGGUUAUUGCAGUCAUAGGGUAGUUUGGCUGAUAGCUGAGCAGACCUUUGAAGCAUCAUGUGUUUGUCUAAAAAGGCCUGUGCCACUGGGAGAGGACUGCUGCUUGCUUAUUUACUUGCACAUGUAACGUUGCCACACUGCAUCAUGGAGUAUUUAUGUUGGUGGCUUGCUACAGCUAGUUUCUUAUUAUUGCUUAUUUGGGUGCUGAUGAAAAUGGAUUUUUGCUUGUGGAGACUGGGAGGGGACAAAUGGGAAAAAGAGAGACAUGUCUUGCAGUUGAAGAUGGUUAUAUCAUACAUUUUAAAUGAGAGGGCCACUCCUACUUUAUAACAGGACCUAUAGGUAGGUUUAGGGGGCUGUAUUUUGGAAUUGGAUUUAACUCUUCACUUAUUGCAACUUACACAUUUUUCAAACAAAUAUGUUUUUGGGUAUCCAUGUGGCUAAACAUUGCAUUAGGCUUUAAUCUCCCCUUCAUUGUACUGGUUAAAAAAAUAAAUAAAUAAAAAUAAUCCAAUUUUAGAAUUAAAUUAUAUAAAUGAAAUACAUUGUCAUGAUGUGUAUUCAAAAUGUAUAUUAAGAAGUAUCACUAAAAUUCCUGUUCCUUGUUAAAGUAAAAUAUGUAUAUUUGAUCAUGGGCAUGCCAUGCUGGCUUUUUUGAUUUCAUUGCAUUUCAUCUUUUUUGGAACAUGGUGUGCUAAUUGGGGCCACAUAACUGUCAUUAUCAUGAUGAACAUUGUGUAUUAAGAAAUAAAUAAAACAUAACAUUUAAAGGAGGAACUGGGGAUGGUUAAUAUUAAUAUGCAGAUUACUUUGAGAGGUUUUGGAUGAAGACAAUCUUAAAAAUCUCACCUGUCUCAUGAUGUAAUAGUAUUGAUAUGUCCGCAGAGAAAAUUGUAGCUGUUAAAUUGUUGGGUUGGGGUUUUAUAAUAAAGUGACCUUUUCAGAUAUCUUAUUUUUUUCAGAUAUCUUUGUAUCAGCUUGCAUAAUUCACCACAU